Messenger RNA from Candidozyma haemuli, 2688 nucleotides. RefSeq names its product chaperone ATPase (gene HSP104). Lineage: Eukaryota; Fungi; Ascomycota; Pichiomycetes; Serinales; Metschnikowiaceae. Gene Ontology annotation, molecular function: ATP hydrolysis activity; ATP binding. The transcript has a single exon. Gene Ontology annotation, cellular component: cytoplasm; cytosol. The record is from RefSeq and is a predicted model, not a curated record. Gene Ontology annotation, biological process: cellular response to heat. The coding region runs from base 1 to 2688 and encodes 895 amino acids.
AUGGACGAAACUCAGUUCACAGAGAACGCCUUGCAAAUCAUCAAGAAGGCCACUGAGCUUGCCAAGGAGGGUUCCCACUCACAAGUGGUGCCGUUGCACUUUUUGGCAGCCAUGGUUCCUACCGAUGAGGAAGGCUCUACUUUAUACCUUAAGACGCUUAUCCAGAAAGGCCGUUACGAAUGGCCGGAUUUCGAGAGAAUUGUCAAUAGGCAUCUUGUGAGAUUGCCUUCGCAGAACCCACCUCCAGAUGAGGUGAGGUUGAGUUAUGCUGCUGGACAGAUGCUCACCAACGCUACCAAGAUCAAGGCUGAACAGAAGGACUCUUAUGUCGCUCAGGACCAUCUCUUGUUGGCACUUUUGAAGGACAGCAGCAUAAUUGAUAUCUUUAAGGAGGCUCAGAUCAAUGUUGAUACCAUUAAGACCCAGGCCUUGGAGUUGAGAGGAAACCAGAGAAUCGACUCCAGACAAGCUGACUCUUCUGGAAAGUUUGAGUUUUUGAGCAAAUACUGUGAAGACUUGACUGAGAAGGCUCGUGAGGGUAAGAUUGACCCUGUCAUUGGCCGUGAAGAGGAGAUCAGAAGGGUCAUUAGAGUGUUGGCCAGAAGAACCAAGUCUAACUCGGUUUUGAUUGGUGAGGCUGGUGUUGGUAAGACUUCCAUUGUGGAGGGUGUUGCUCAGAGAAUUAUUGAUGGUGACAUCCCAAGCAUUUUGGCCAACUCCAGGCUUUUUGCUCUUGACCUUGGUGCCUUGACUGCUGGUGCCAAGUACAAGGGUGAGUUCGAAGAGAGAAUCAAGGGUGUCUUGAAGGAUAUCGAAGACUCCAAGGACAUGAUUAUUCUCUUUAUUGAUGAAAUUCAUAUGUUGAUGGGUGACGGUAAGUCUGACGCUGCUAACUUGCUUAAGCCCAUGUUGGCCAGAGGUGCUUUGCACUGUAUUGGUGCCACUACUUUCGCUGAAUACAGAAAGCAUAUUUCCAAGGAUGGUGCAUUCGAGAGAAGAUUCCAGAAGAUCGAUGUGCCAGCAACAACUAUUCCAGAGACCGUUGCCAUCUUGAGAGGUUUACAGCCAAGAUACGAAAUCCAUCAUGGUGUCCGUAUUUUGGACUCUUCUUUGGUCUCUGCUGCUCAAUUGGCUUCUAGAUACUUGACCUACAGAAGCUUGCCUGAUUCUGCUGUUGAUUUGAUUGACGAGACGGCUGCUACUGUGGCUGUUCAACGUGAUUCCAAGCCAGAAGAAUUGGACAACUUGGAGAGAGAGUUGAACUUGAUUGAGGUCGAGAUCAAUGCUCUCGAAAGAGACAAGGAUGCCGACUCUGAGUCUGUUGAUCGUCUUGAACAGGCCAAGAGAAGAAAGGCUGAAUUGCAAGAACGUCUCAUUCCUUUGCAGGAGAGAUUCAACGAGGAGCGUAAGGGCCAUGACGAAUUGAUUACCCUUAAGAGAAAGUUGGACGAGUUGGAAAUUAAGGCACAAGAUGCUGAAAGAAGACAUGACAAUGCAUCUGCCGCUGACUUGAGAUACUUUGCCAUCCCUGACGUCAAGAAACAAAUCGAAGUCAUGGAGGUCAAGGUUGCUGAGGAGGAAAGUUCUCACUCCAUGUUGAACAAUGUUGUCGGCCCAGACAGCGUUGCAGAGACCGCCGCCAGAUUGACCGGUAUCCCUGUCACCAAGUUGACGCAAGCCGAAAAUGCUAAGUUGAUCAACAUGGAGAAGGUCUUGUCCUCUGAAGUUGUUGGUCAAAGCGAAGCUAUCAAGGCUGUUUCCAAUGCCGUCAGAUUGACCAGAUCGGGUUUGGCUAAUCCUAACCAGCCUGCCUCUUUCUUGUUCCUCGGUUUGUCCGGUUCUGGUAAGACAGAAUUGGCCAAGAAGGUUGCUGGUUUCCUUUUCGCUGACGAAAGGGCUAUGAUCAGAAUUGACUGUUCUGAAUUGGGUGACAAGUGGUCUGCUUCUAAGUUGCUCGGUGCCGCCCCAGGUUACGUUGGUUAUGAAGAAGGUGGUAUCCUUACGGAAGCAGUGUUGAGAAAGCCAUACUCUGUCAUCUUGUUUGACGAAGUUGAGAAGGCAGCACCUGAAGUUUUGACCGUCUUGUUGCAGAUUCUUGAUGACGGUAGAGUCACCUCCUCGCAAGGUAAGGUGAUCAACUGUUCUAACGCCAUAAUUAUCAUGACAUCUAACUUGGGUGCUGAAUACAUCAACGCAUCUAAGGGUUCCAAGGUUGACCCACAAACCAAGGAGUUGGUCAUGACGUCUGUCAAGUCUCACUUCAGACCAGAGUUCCUUAACCGUAUCUCUUCCAUGGUGGUCUUCAACAGAUUAUCCAGAAAGGCCAUCGCUAAGAUUGUCAAGAUCAGAUUGGAAGAGGUGCAGAAGAGAUUUGCUGCUAAUGGUAAGUCGCUUGCUUUGGACGUUUCUGACGAAGCGUUGGAGUACUUGUGCUCUAACGGCUACUCUCCUGACUUGGGUGCCAGACCAUUGAACCGUCUCAUCCAAAGUGAAGUUUUGAACCGUUUGGCCAUCUUAUUGUUGAAGGGUCAGAUCAGAGACAAGGAGACCGCUCGCGUUGUUCUUGGAAAGAAGGGCUUGGAAGUUGUGCCUAACCAUGAAGCUGAAGACGAAGACAUGGCUGACCCUGUCGAAGACUGGGAAGACAGCGAAGAUUACGACGAUAUUGAGCCAGUUGAGCUCGACUAA